Messenger RNA from Hirsutella rhossiliensis, 1263 nucleotides. RefSeq names its product alcohol dehydrogenase groES-like domain-containing protein. Gene Ontology annotation, molecular function: zinc ion binding; oxidoreductase activity. The coding region runs from base 1 to 1263 and encodes 420 amino acids. The record is from RefSeq and is a predicted model, not a curated record. The transcript is spliced from 4 exons. Lineage: Eukaryota; Fungi; Ascomycota; Sordariomycetes; Hypocreales; Ophiocordycipitaceae.
AUGGCUUCCCAGGCAGCCUACGUUGCCGAAAAGGCAGUCGGCCACGGCGACAAUGCCGUCACCCAGCAAGACGUUUCCAACUACGAGCAGACCGGGGCCGACCAGACCAUGAAGGCGCUGGUGUGGAUGGGCAAGAACAAGGUCGAAAUGGCCGACGUCCCCCGCCCCCAGAUCCUCGAAGACGGGGACGUCAUCCUCAAAGUCACGGGCAGCACCGUCUGUGGCUCUGACCUGCACCUCCUGCACGGCACCGUCAUCGAGCUGGCCAAGGGCGACGUGCUCGGCCACGAGUUCUGCGGCGUCGUCGACCGCGUCGGGCCCGGCGUGCGCCGCGUCCAGCCCGGCCGCCGCUACGUCGCCUCGUUCCAGAUCGCUUGCGGCGACUGCUUCUUUUGCAAGCAGAAGCUGUCAUCGCAGUGCGAGAAGACGAAUUCCAACUCGGCGGCAAAGGCCAUGUACGGCGGGCGCACGGCGGGCAUGUUUGGCUACUCACACUUUACCGCCCUCUACCUAUCCGACGUCCUCAGCACCUCGUACAACUGCGUCAAGGACACAGCCGUCUACCCCAAAGACCAAGUCGCCAUCUUCGGCGCAGGCCCCAUCGGGCAAAUGUGCGGCGUCUUUGCGCUCGCCGAGGGCGCAUCCAAGCUCAUCUUCGUCGACACGGAGCCGCGGCUGUCCUACGUCGCGGCGCACCUUCCUGCCGAGCACCGCGACAAGCUCGAGCUCGUUGACUACAAGAAGCUCUCGCACGGCGUCACGGCACGCGAGACGGUCGUGAGCCGCCUCAAGGAGCUCUGCGGCGGGCGCGGGCCGGACGUGGCGCUGGAAUGUGCGGCGGGCGAGUAUGCAAAGGGCUGGCUGCAUUGGCUGGAGAUGGCGACCGGGGUUGAGACGGAUACCAGUGAGAUUUUGAAUGAGAUGAUUGAGGGCGUUCGCAACUAUGGCCGUUGCGGCGUCACGGGCGUUUAUGUCGGAUACACAAACCACUUCAACGUCGGUUCGCUCAUGCAGCGCGGUAUCCGCCUCAUCGGCAACGGCCAGGCGCCCGUCCACAAAUACUGGGACGAGCUGCUGCGCAUGAUCCAGGAGGGCAAGCUGGACCCGCUGCCCAUGGUCUCGCACCGCGUCCGCCUCGAGGAUCUCGACAAGGUCUACUACAAGUUCGAGGCCCGCGAGGAGGGCAUGCAAAAGGUCUACGUCGAGACCAAGUUCUCAGCCCCUGCGGCCCCAGGGUGUCCCGCGUUGACGACGUAUUCAUGA